Zalophus californianus (California sea lion) is the source of this 6491-nucleotide messenger RNA. It is a transcript of the gene AHDC1, whose product is annotated as AT-hook DNA binding motif containing 1. Lineage: Eukaryota; Metazoa; Chordata; Mammalia; Carnivora; Otariidae. The record is from RefSeq and is a predicted model, not a curated record.
GCGGCGGAGACGGAGAGAGGCAGGCAGGCAGGGCGAGGGCGAGAGACGGAGGGAGGGAGCGAGCGAGGCAGACCAGACAGACAGACAGGCGGGCGGGCGGGCGGGCGGGCAGAGCGAGCCACCCGCCAGGCUGCGCUCAGCCCCGCUCGCAGCGGAGAGAGCAGAAGGCAGGAGGAGGGAGGGGAGGAGGAGGAGGGAGGGAGAGAGGGAAUCCAGCUACCACCACCCAAAGCCAGCGUCUGCUUUCUGUCCUCAUUUCCUUUUCCCACCCAGCUCGGAAAGCAGAGAAAGGCAGAGAGAGCGAGAGAUAGAGACAGUCAGAGAGACAGACAGACAGCCGGAGAGCGGGAGGGAGGAGGGCGGAGGAGGAGGAGCAGGAGGAGGACUACGCGGGGCGCGUUCCCUCCCAGCAGCCCGGCGCCCGCGUCGCUGCCGCCGCCGGAAGACUGACGCCCCCCAAAGCCCCUCGCCUGGCUCGGACCCACGGAGCCGGCAGCCCAGCACUCCGGAAGGAGCAUUAAGACCGAGAGGGAUUUUGCAGCUGCAGGACACAUGGCCCUGUCCUCAGAAGCCCCAGUCUGAGAUGAGAAGCGCAGCCCUGGCCUUGGGAGCCCUCAAACCCAGAGAUGGGAGCUUGCCUACCUGUCUACCCAUCGGCCUGGACCCCAGAGCCUGCCCAGCUAAGUGCGUGCAGAGGGCCCCGGUUUCGGGGCAACUCUCAGGCGGCCGCAGAGACCACCCUAGAAUCACUGGCGAAGACAGGCCUUUCCUGCUGAGCCAGACCUUGUCUACACAGCCUGCUCAGGCGCUGUCCACACCCCGAGGCCUGGGCUCAGGCCGAAGUUGCUCCACAGCACCCCCAGCUGACAGCCAGCACCUGGCAGAGCCCCCAGGCACGGGGGCCCUCUCUCUCCCAGAGAUCUCCAGUGUGACAGCCCAGGCGGCAGAGCCGAGGGUCCUGGUCCCGGCUUCUCGCACCCUCAUGUCAGCCCCGGCCCCGCCCGGCGGCCCGCGGAGGACAAGGUCAGGAUGCGUGUGAAGCCCCAGGGCCUGGUGGUGACUUCCAGUGCCGUGUGCAGCUCUCCUGACUACCUCCGGGAGCCCAAGUACUACCCCGGCGGCCCCCCCACCCCACGGCCCUUGCUUCCCACCCGGCCCCCCGCCAGCCCACCCGACAAGGCCUUCGCCCACACCUUCUCUGAGAACCCACGCCCACCCCCACGCCGGGACCCCAGCACCCGGCGCCCACCAGUCCUUGCCAAGGGGGACGACCCGCUGCCCCCGAGGGCAGCCCGUCCCGUCUCACAGGCCCGCUGCCCCACCCCCGCGGGAGACGGCAACAGCUCCCAACGGCGCUGGGACAACGGGCGGGUGAAGCUGCGUCCCGUGGUGCGGCUGAUUGACAUCAUGAAGGACCUGACACGGCUCUCCCAGGACCUGCAGCACAGCGGCGUGCACCUGGACUGCGGUGGCCUCAGACUCAGCCGCCCACCUGCCCCGCCCCCCGGUGACCUGCAGUACAGCUUCUUCUCCUCACCCAGCCUGGCCAACAGCAUCCGCAGCCCCGAGGAGCGGGCUGCCCCGCACUCCAAGUCGGAGAGGCCCAGCCACCCCCUCUAUGAGCCUGAGCCCGAGCCUAGGGACAGUCCCCAGCCUGGCCAAGGCCAUAGUCCCGGAGCCACGGCCGCGGCCACCGGGCUGCCCCCGGAGCCUGAGCCAGACGGCCCUGAUUACUCGGAACUUGCUGACGCCGACAUCCUCAGCGAGCUGGCCUCCCUUACUUGCCCCGAGGCCCAGCUGCUGGAGGCCCAGGCCCUUGAGCCACCAUCUCCUGAGCCAGAGCCUCAGCUCCUGGACCCCCAGCCCCGCUUCCUGGACCCACAGGCACUAGAGCCGCUCGGGGAAGCUUUGGAGCUGCCACCCCUACAACCUCUUGCUGAUCCUCUGGGGCUGCCAGGCCUGGCGCUACAGGCCCUGGAUACCCUGCCCGACUCCCUGGAGUCGCAGCUGCUUGACCCUCAGGCACUUGACCCCCUGCCCAAGUUGCUUGACGUCCCUGGCCGCCGUCUGGAGCCUCAGCAGCCCCUGGGGCCCUGCCCACUGGGCGAGCCCUUGCGCCUGGACUUGUGUUCACCCCAUGGCCCCCACGGCCCUGAGGGUCACCCCAAGUACGCCUUGCGGCGCACUGAUAGGCCAAAGAUCCUGUGUCGCCGGCGGAAAGCUGGACGGGGGCGCAAGGCAGACGCUGGGCCGGAGGGCCGCUUGCUGCCGCUGCCUAUGCCCACAGGGCUGGCGGCCGCCUUGGCCGAGCCCCCGCCGCCACCGCCUCCACCACCUCCUGCCCUGCCGGGCCCGGGCCCAGUCCCAGAGCUGGAGCCAGAAUCUUCCCAGACUCCAGGGGUCCCCAGCCGCAAAGGCAAGUGCCGGGGCGUGCGGCGCAUGGUGGUGAAAAUGGCCAAAAUCCCCGUAUCGCUGGGGCGGCGGAACAAGACCACGUACAAGGUGUCCUCCUUGAGCAGCAGUCUGAGCGUGGAGGGCAAGGAGCUGGGCCUGCGCGUGUCCGCGGAGCCCACGCCACUGCUGAAGAUGAAGAACAAUGGACGGAACGUGGUGGUGGUCUUCCCACCUGGGGAGAUGCCCAUUAUUCUUAAGCGGAAACGCGGCCGCCCUCCUAAGAACCUGCUGCUGGGUCCUGGCAAGCCCAAGGAGCCGGCAGUGGUCGCGGCAGAAGCAGCCACCGUGGCCGCGGCCACCAUGGCCAUGCCGGAGGUGAAGAAACGGCGGCGGCGGAAGCAGAAGCUGGCCUCCCCCCAGCCGUCGUACGCAGCAGACGCCAAUGAUAGUAAGGCCGAGUACUCCGACGUCCUGGCCAAGCUGGCCUUUCUGAACCGCCAGAGCCAGUGCGCUGGGCGCUGCUCACCCCCCCGCUGCUGGACACCCAGCGAGCCCGAGUCGGUACACCAGGCACCCGACACCCAGAGCAUCUCCCACUUCCUGCACCGGGUGCAGGGCUUCCGACGGCGUGGCGGUAAAGCAGGCGGUUUUGGUGGCCGGGGUGGGGGCCAUGCUGCCAAGGCGGCCCGAUGCUCCUUCAGUGACUUUUUCGAGGGCAUUGGCAAGAAAAAGAAAGUGGUGGCAGUGGCAGCUGCUGGUGUCGGGGGCCCCAGCCUCACCGAGUUGGGGCACCCACGCAAGCGGGGCCGGGGGGAGGUGGACGCCAUGACUGGGAAGCCCAAGCGCAAGAGGCGGUCCCGGAAGAAUGGGACUCUGUUCCCAGAGCAGGUGCCUAGCGGCCCAGGCUUUGGGGAGGCCGGCGCCGAGUGGGCCGGGGACAAGGGUGGCGGCUGGGCCCCUCACCACGGGCACCCAGGCGGGCAAGCCGGCCGAAACUGUGGGUUCCAGGGGACCGAGGCCCAGGCCUUCACCUCCGCCGGGCUAGAGAGCGGGGCCUCGGGCCGCAGCAGCUACUACAGCACUGGCGCACCCGCGGGCCAGACCGAGCUCAGCCAGGAGCGCCAAAACCUCUUCACCGGCUAUUUUCGCUCACUGCUCGAUUCGGAUGACUCCUCCGACCUCUUAGACUUUGCCCUCUCAGCCUCUCGCCCUGAGUCCCGGAAGGCAUCAGGCACCUACGCAGGGCCCCCCACCAGCACCCUGCCUGCCCAGCGGGGCCUGGCCACCUUCCCGAGCCGGGGGGCCAAGGCCAGCCCAGUAGCAGUGGGCAGCAGCGGGGCUGGUGCGGAGCCCUCCUUCCAGCCUGUCCUGCCCGCUCGCCAGACCUUCCCGCCAGGCCGGGCGGCGAGCUAUGGGAUAACUCCAGCCACUUCAGACUGCCGGGCAGCCGAGACCUUCCCGAAGCUGGCGCCCCCGCCGUCGGCCGUGGCCCGCUCCCCUACCACCCACCCGCCCGCCAGCACCUACCCACCUCAGUAUGGUGGCUACGGCGCCGGACAGAGCGUUUUUGCCCCAGCUAAGCCCUUCACGGGCCAGGACUGUGCUAACAGCAAGGACUGCAGCUUCGCCUAUGGCAGCGGCAACAGCCUGCCCGCCUCCCCCAGCAGCGCCCACAGCGCCGGCUACGCCCCACCACCUACGGGGGGCCCCUGCCUGCCCCCCAGCAAGGCCUCGUUCUUCAACAGCUCUGAGGGGGCCCCCUUCUCUGGCUCAGCCCCCACGCCCCUGCGCUGUGACAGCCGGGCCAGCACCGUCUCUCCCGGCGGCUACAUGGUACCCAAGGGCACCACAGCCUCUGCCGCCUCCUCCUCCUCCUCCUCCUUCCAGCCCUCGCCUGAAAACUGUCGGCAGUUUGCGGGGGCUUCUCAGUGGCCUUUCCGGCAGGGCUAUGGAGGCCUGGACUGGGCCUCAGAGGCCUUCAGUCAGCUCUACAAUCCCGGCUUCGACUGCCACGUCAGCGAGCCCAACGUGAUCCUGGACAUCUCCAACUACACGCCGCAGAAGGUGAAGCAGCAGACGGCUGUGUCCGAGACCUUCUCUGAGUCGUCGUCCGACAGCACCCAGUUCAAUCAGCCGGUCGGCGGCGGCUUUCGGCGCGCCAACAGCGAGGCCUCGAGCAGCGAGGGCCAGUCAAGCCUGUCCAGCCUGGAGAAACUGAUGAUGGACUGGAACGAGGCAUCCUCUGCCCCCGGCUACAACUGGAACCAGAGCGUCCUUUUCCAGAGCAGCUCCAAGCCGGGCCGUGGACGGCGGAAGAAGGUGGACCUGUUUGAGGCCUCACAUCUGGGCUUCCCGUCAUCCGCCUCGGCCACCGCCUCAGGCUACCCGUCCAAACGGAGCACCGGGCCCCGGCAGCCGCGGGGUGGACGGGGUGGUGGGGCCUGCUCAGCUAAGAAGGAGCGGGGUGGGGCGGCCGCCAAAGCCAAGUUCAUCCCCAAGCCACAGCCCGUCAACCCCCUGUUCCAGGACAGCCCGGACCUCGGCCUGGACUACUACAGUGGGGACAGCAGCAUGUCACCACUGCCUUCCCAAUCGAGGGCCUUCGGCGUGGGUGAGCGAGACCCUUGUGACUUCAUGGGACCCUACUCCAUGAACCCGUCCACUCCUUCUGACGGCACCUUCGGCCAAGGCUUCCACUGCGACUCGCCCAGCCUGGGUGCUCCUGACCUAGAUGGCAAGCAUUUCCCGCCUCUGGCCCACCCACCCACGGUGUUUGAUGCCGGUCUGCAGAAGGCGUACUCACCCACCUGCUCACCUACGCUGGGCUUCAAGGAAGAGCUGCGGCCGCCACCCACAAAGCUGGCUGCCUGUGAGCCCCUCAAGCACGGGCUCCAGGGGGCCAGCCUGGGCCAUGCGGCUGCAGCCCAGGCCCACCUCAGCUGCCGGGACCUGCCACUGGGCCAGCCCCACUACGACUCCCCCAGCUGCAAGGGCACAGCUUACUGGUACCCGCCAGGCUCAGCUGCCCGCAGCCCACCCUAUGAAGGGAAGGUGGGUACAGGGUUGCUGGCUGACUUCCUGGGCAGGACGGAGGCCGCGUGCCUCAGUGCCCCACACCUGGCCAGCCCACCGGCCACACCCAAGGCUGACAAGGAGCCACUGGAGAUGGCCCGGCCGCCUGGCCCACCCCGUGGCCCUGCCGCCGCUGCCACUGGCUAUGGCUGCCCGCUCCUUAGUGACUUGACCCUGUCCCCUGUGCCGAGGGACUCGCUGCUGCCCCUGCAGGAUACCGCCUACAGGUAUCCAGGCUUUCUGCCGCAGGCGCAUCCCGGCCUGGGUGGGGGCCCCAAGAGCGGCUUCCUGGGGCCCAUGGCGGAACCUCACCCUGAGGACACAUUCACCGUCACCUCCCUGUAGUGCCAACUGAAGUGCCGACUGGACCUCGAGGUUUUGUUCCUGGCUUUCAGAAAACCAACGCCAAGACCCCUCCCAGCGUCCACAUUGUCCUCUGGCAGGAGCGCCUGCCCCUUUGCCUCCCACCCCACCCCACCUGUCCCCCUUGCACUACCAUCUUCCCCCCCCACCCCUCCCCGCCCAUCUCCUCCACGCAGAAGCCGAAGGUGAGCCCUUUCUGCACAAAACCAGCAAUUGUAAAUACUUUUUAAAAAUGUACAAAACUUAAAAACAAAACACAGUUUUAGAAAAAGACAAAAAAAAAAGAGAGAGAGAGAGAGCGCGAGCGUGUGCAAGAGGUUGCGAGCGGGGCCCCGAGGUGUCCAGAGCCCCUGCCAAGUAUGCACUGAGAAAUUUAUCUACAGGUCGUUUGACAAAAAUGAACAAUAUCCUAUUUAUUGUAUAUACUGUUUUAUUAUAAAUCGUGGAUUGUAUAUUGCAUUCUGUAAACCUGCUGUGGUCCCGUGGUGUGCAAAUUCGCAUGGUGGGGGGGAGGGGGCAGAACCUCUUGCGGGAGCUUUUUUUUUUUUUCUCCUUUCUUAUUUUUCACUCUUUUGGGUUUUCUCUUCUGUUGUUGUUGUUGUUUUCUGUUUUGGCAGGACACACCCAAAGAUCCAAGUUUGUAUUAAAAAGAAAUGAAAAAA